CGGGCGGGGAGCUCGGCAGCGGAGCACGGCGCCGCGGGUGUCGGCUCGCCGGGGAGCCCCGCACGGCGGCCCGCAGCCGAGGGGGCGGCGGGAGGCAGCGCCUCGCCGCUCGGCGGCCAGCCGGCCCUAGCGCCCCGCACCGCGGCCAGCCGCCGAGAGAUGGCGGAUUCCUAUGCCUGUAAAGGUGGAAGGAAAACUGCAGGCUCCAACAAACCCGCUGCCAGCAAAGAAAGCAGGACAGACGCGAGGAUAAACCCCCCGGCAGAGCUCCCCAAGCUCGGAAAUGCGACCAGUGACAAAACCGAGGGCAAGAAGAAAGGACGACCCAAGGCGGAGAACCAGGCGCUGAAAGACAUCCCGCUCCCCCUGAUGAACCAGUGGAAGGACGAAUUCAAAGCCCACUCCAGGGUGAAAUGCCCCAACUCCGGCUGCUGGCUGGAGUUCCCCAGCAUUUAUGGCUUGAAGUACCACUAUCAGCGCUGCCAAGGGGGUGCGAUCUCGGAGAAGCUGACGUACUCGUGCUCGCACUGCGAAGCUGCCUUCACCUCCAAAACCCAGCUAGAAAAGCAUCGUCUCUGGAAUCACUUGGACCGGCCGGUGCCAACCAGCAAAGCAGAAAACAAAGUGCAGAAGGCCAUUGGGAAGAGCGGCGGCAAGAAAAGAGCUGCUGAGAGUUCAGCUUGCCCCACCAUCCAUCCCAAACAGGCAAAGACGGAAAAAGCCAUGGCCCAGGACCAUGCCGAGAACGGCGAGUGCCUGGCGGAGAGCCGCGAGAGCAAGGAGUUUCAGAUCGCAGCGGCUGAGGCGAUCGCGGCUGCGACCCCCACGGCCAAGUCCUCGAGCGGCAAGGACGCCGGGCAGCAGGGGGGCAGCCAGGCCUCGCUGCAGGAGGAAGACCCCGAGAGGAUGAAGCACAAGUCAGGAAGGAAACAGAAAACUCCUAAGAAGUUUACGGGGGAGCAGCCAUCCAUCUCGGGGACGUUUGGACUGAAAGGUCUCGUCAAAGCGGAGGACAAGGCAAAAGCCCACCGAGCCAAGAAGCUGGAGGGGAACACCAACAUGGAGGAGCUGAAAAAGAAAACUCCAGGAGCGGGUGUGAAGAAGGAAACGGCCGCACAUCUCCCAGCAGCAAAUCCCGAGGACCAGUGGCAGCGGGAGAUCAGCGAGAAGGGAGAAGUUGCCUGUCCAACCUGCAGCGUGAUAACCAGGAAAACUGUCGUUGGGCUCAAAAAGCACAUGGACGUCUGCCAGAAACUGCAGGAUGCCUUGAAGUGUCAACACUGCAAAAAGCAGUUCAAGUCCAAAGCUGGGCUGAAUUACCACACCAUGGCUGAACACGUCAGCAAGCCUGUUCCUGUGGAAACCGCUGGACUUGGUGAACAGGAAGAGCGGGAAAGGCUGAGGAAAGUGCUAAAGCAGAUGGGAAAACUGAAAUGCCCCAAUGAGGGCUGCGCAGCCAACUUCUCCAGCUUGAUGGGCUACCAGUACCACCAGAAGCGCUGCGGCAAGCAGCUCGCCGAGGCCGACAAGCCCGUCUUCAGCUGUCCACACUGCGGGAAGAAGUACAAAUCCAAGGCUGGCCACGACUACCAUGUGCGGUCAGAACACCCGGCCUCGGUGAGCCCCCCGGACACCUCCGCAGCCCGAGGAGCGGGGCCAUCCCUCCCUGUGGGGGACUGCAGAGCUGCAGAGCCUGUGGGCAGGACCGAGCCGGGCAGGGCCGGGCCGGGCAAGCCGCCAGAGGAGCCAGAGGUGAAGCCAGAGCCCAGCCCCGUAGAAGAUUUUGAAAGGACCCCAAGCGGCCGCAUCCGUCGCACGUCGGCUCAGGUGGCCGUCUUCCACCUGCAGGAGAUAGCAGAGGAUGAGCUCGCCAAGGACUGGACCAAGCGGAGGAUGAAGGACGACCUGGUACCUGAAACGAAGCGGGGCAGGAGGGCGGAUGGUUCCCAGAAAAGCUGGCCCCCCAGCACCUUUUCUUCCCACGAAGAAGAAGUUUCCAGACGUUUGGAGCGUGCUGCCGGGCCCGCAGACCCCCUCACUGGCUUGGACCUCGGGAGAGGUGAGAUGUCGGGGAUCAGUGGCAGGUUGCAGCCGCACCUCGCAGCAAGCCCUGGGGAUCUGCAGGGCCCCAGAGGGUACCGAUGCUUCCAGCUCCAGCCAGUACCUCACCGGGAGCACCCACACCGCUCACCGUUUGCUUCAGAGCAGGACCUGCUCUGUCCCCGAGCUCUCCAGUGGCACGCCACCGUCCUAGCAGCCAGUGGGGACGCUGAGGGAGGCGAUGAAGAAAGCCACCCCCUGCUCCAUCCUUCUCCAAGCAGCAAAGCUCUUCCUCGGGGGAGGGCGUGCAGCUCCUCAGCAGCCGGUGGGACGCGGGGGUUGGCAGCAUCCUGCCUCUCCCCCAUCUCCUCUGGGUGCCCCCCGGCAGGCGCAGCCCCCCUGCAGCUCCCCCCACCACGUUCUGCCCACCGUGGCCGUGCCGCAGCCGGCCCUGGCCGGGCUGGGAUGCUGGCUUGGGAUCCUGUUGGUGGCCCGUGGUGGGACGCGUUCGCCUUCCCCCGGGAGGAUGGAUUCCUUCUCACCAAAGCGAUGGCAUCAGAAUAAACGAUUGCUGCUCGGAUCCCAGGCCUUGCAAUGCCUCCAUUCUGCGCUAACCAAAUCCAGCACUUCUAAAUAUACACUGGAGUCUUAUUUUCUCGCUCCGAUCUUUAUUUGCCUCUGGAUAAGCUGAACCAGAUGAGGUAUUUCACAACGGCCGCUUGCUGAGGAUGUCAGAUGGGGAAGGGCACACCCCUGCUGCUUUUCUGGGAAAAAUCUCCUUUCCAGAAGCUCCGUGAAGAUGGUGCCAAUCCUCCGACCUUCCUCUGGCUUUUGCUGGAGCCAUCCCCUACCUGCAGUAAGGCCCAGCUCUGCCUCAGUGCCUUCAGCCUUUGGGCAGGGGAGUGAGAGGCUGGCAGGUAGGGGGACCCCGUGGUGGAGGUGGCGGUGGGCUCCCGGCUCUGCACGGGGGUGCCCUGACCCAUUUUUGGAGGCCGGCGUGGGAGAAACAGCCUCCUAGAGCGGAGGGAAGAGGUGAGCCGGGAGAAAACACCUUGGAAAUCCGGCUGUUUGAUGGGUUGAUGCCUUCGGUGCUCCCCCGUGGAGCAGCUUGUGCUCCCGGAGGUUUUAGGGAAGGAUAUCUCGUGCUGCCACAAGCCCAGCUCCAGCGGGCUCUGGCCGGGUACCACGGUCCGUCCUGCUCUCUCCAGCACUUUUUAGGGAACGGUUUGCUUUCCUGCCUGCUCCUGGAGAGCGCUGCCUGCCUGCUCUGCUCACGGUGCUUUGGACUGCUGGGCAUUUGAUUUACGGCGGCUGGAGGCACACACCCUGUCCCCCAUCCCCUGGGGGUCUGGGGGUCCGCACGGUGCUGGGGGCCCGGCUGCUCUCCUGCAGGAGCAGGGGCGGAGGUGCUGAGCCCAGCAGGGUCGGGGCGGCCCGGCAGGACGGAAGGGGAGCUCGCAGCAAAGCGCUGGCGCGGGCCAGUCAGCAAGCUCGAGGGCAAAAGUCAUCCGCGGGCUUGAGUUUUUUAAGAAAACCCCACGUUGGAAGCGGAACGCAUUCCUAGACCAGAAAAAUCUGGCUCGGGUCUGUCCCCCAACACAAUGGCCCUGCGAUCCGGGCAGAAGCCGGCAAGUCCUGGAGCCAGGCUGAGCCCCGAGGACUCGGCUCAGCGGUGGCCGAGCUGGCUCCUAGCAGGGGGCUCAGGUGAGGGCCCCUCGGGGACCGUUCCUCCUGCCCUGCCCUCGCUCAGGAGCCCUGGCUGGGCCACAGCUCCUGGCCGUGCUCUGGCUUUGCCUCCCAGAUGGAAUUAGCUGCGGUUCGCACGGGGCAGGACCACGGAGAGAUCGGAGCUCCGUGCCCCGUGCUAGGGCCCUCCGUGGUGCGGGAGGUCGGCUCGGACGGGAGGUGUUGGCGUGCGUGGUUCUCGUUUGCUGCGGUGUAUUUUGGGGAAGGGGAGAGCCGUCUAGGGAGCGGAGAGGACUGGAAUCUGAAAGUUAACGAAAUAAAACUGCCAGUCACACAGCAAAGAAGCCUUCCCACCCCAGCAUCCUUCGACUGUUCCGAGGAGAUGGGCCGCGGCCAAAACCAGUUGUAGCUGUUUAAUGAUUUGGCCCCGAAGAUUUUCACUUACAGGCUGUUUGAGGAAAAUAAAUGGAAGAAAAUAAAAUAUUCCAUGCCCGGGGCUCCUUCUUAAUAGAGGCAUAAAGAUGGCUUUGACAUUCCCAGAACCGCAGCGCCCCAGGAAGACAUGGGAUUUGCAUGUUAUUGUGCAGUGCCUGUUGGAGCAGAGCGGGGAGGGAUUUUUUUUUUUUUUCUCCGGAGUGGGAAGCCGGAGCAGCAGAAUCCGCGUCUCUGAACAUCCCCCCCCGCCUCCUCCCCGGGGACACGCAGGGGGAGAGGUUGUUGCCGGGGCUGCGUGCGGUUACCAUUAAUGUUUGCUCAUUCAUGGGAUUGAUUGGCUUUUAAUUAAGGAGGCCGCUUGGCAUCCCAGCUCUCAGUAUCAAUGACAAAAAAGAGCCUCCUGUGUUCUCCCCUGGAGGUGCCGUUGCCUUCCCCGGGCAGGGGACGGGGGCCGGUUGGUGGAUGCCCCAUCCCAGCGCUUCAAAGGGCUCUGCUGGCAUCUUGGCGGCCGCAGAGCAUGACAGAACAGCAGCACGCCGGGGCUUGGGGGAUUUUUCCACAUCCGUCCUCAGCAGCGUCCGUUUUGCAAGUCCCUUUGCCCCUGCCCUUCGUGUGGAGCCUCUCCCCUCUCCUCCCUUCUCCGGCUGCGUGCUGGGGGGCACGGGGGGGCCCUCCCUGCUUGGCAUGAAAUUAAGCGGAGUGUCCGAGGCCAGCCCGCCCCGGCACAAGUCCUGCAGCCUCCGUGGGAGCUCCGCUGGCAGGGAGCAGGAGGUUUGGGAGCAGCCUGCCGGGGGGAGGCACGUUACCCCGACCCAGCCGGGCAAAGGCAAAUCCGCAGCUUAUCAGCACGUAGGAGAAAAGUCACAGCUGGGAAAGAAAUACAGCCGGCGGCCACCCCGCGGCGUCCGAAGGGUGAGCGCUGAGCCCUGGGGGCACGUUUUGAAGGAACAGCCCGGUUUCCGCACCUCUCCGCAAGCGUGCUUUGAGCCUCCUUCCUCUCCGCCGAGCGGGGUUACAUCGAUGAGCCGGAGGAGCCCCGGCCCAAAAAACCGCACGGGUCCCUGCACCCACCGAGCGAGCGAGGGCCUGGGGACGUGAGCAGCAUCCCCUGGUCCUUGCCAAGCUCCUGCUCGCAUGAUCGCACGGCCAAGGGCAGCUCCGGCUGAAGGAGGAGCAGCCCCGUGUGCCCUGCGGGACUCGCUGCAGCUGCGCCAGCCCUGCAGGUAGGGCCACGCGCCCCGGCGCCGGGCAGGAGGUGCCCACGGACGCGCUUGCGUGUGCUGAACAUGCAGAAACGGAGCUGGAAGGGCCCAGCCCGCUAUGCUAACCCUCCAAGUCGCUAAUAAAGCAGUAAUUAAAAGCACUUGGAAGGCGCAGCGCUGCCAGAAGGAGAGGCAGAGACGCAAGAGCCUUUCACUGUUCGAGGGGCCGUACCCGUUAACCGGUGGAAGGCAGCCACAGGGGCUCUUCGAGCUUGGCUCUGUCCCCUCUGCCCAGCGUGCAGGUUACAAAAUGUGGCCGAGGGGCUGCUCCGACACGAGGCCUGGCCCCGAGCAGCCGUGGGGAGCGUGCCCCAGGAGCUGGAGCCUUCCCUCGUGUCGCUGCCUGGAGGCGGCCGCGGUUCCUGCCCUGCUCUGCCGUCCCCACCGCCCCCCAUCCCCGCUGCCCCCUGGCUGGUGGCGGGAGAGCCACCCCCGUGCUGCACAGUGCCCCAGGGGGGACGUCCCUGGGGGAAGCUUCCCAGCUCGUUUUCGGCCCCAGUUCACUUCUCCAGGGGGAAUGGGAGGGAGUCGAAACCCCUUUGGAGACCAGGGGCUCCCCCACGGACAGGACCGGUGUGCGCCGCUCUGCUA
This is a messenger RNA of Cygnus olor (mute swan), 6014 nucleotides long. It is a transcript of the gene ZNF512B, whose product is annotated as zinc finger protein 512B. The transcript has 14 exons. The coding region runs from base 160 to 2604 and encodes 814 amino acids. The record is from RefSeq and is a predicted model, not a curated record. Lineage: Eukaryota; Metazoa; Chordata; Aves; Anseriformes; Anatidae. Gene Ontology annotation, molecular function: zinc ion binding.